GCAUCAUGUCACGCGACGCCGCCGCGCCCGGGAAAGAGGGAAUCUAUCUCAUUAGUCGAUCUCGCGAGGGAUGCCUGGCCGUCAUGACCGGCUCGACGCCGCAGGACGCGGUCGUCGUGGUGGCGAGGCCCGACGGCAGCGAGGAGCAGCAGUGGUACGACUGCGACGGCCAGUGGCAGUGGGGCGGGGACCGCUCGCUGUGCCUGGCCCCGGCGCCGGAGGGGGGCGCGGUGGGGCUGGCCGAGUGCAGCUCCUCGCCCGCCAGGUGGCUCUUGGACGCCGAGGGCAGGAUGACCAUCGACUCGCGCGCCCUGGCGGUGCCCAAGAGGUUCAACGAACCUGUCGUUCUAAAGCACAUCAGCGAGAGCGACCGCGAAAAGUGGUGGACAGACGCCCAACUGAAGGCGUCGUUAAAGGGCGUGAAGCCGGCGGUGUAUCCCAUCGCUGCUGACGACACCACCACGUACGAGCAGGAGAUUGCUCGGGGCAUCCUCAACCGCAUUGCGCCGCUGAACGAGCCGCUUCCGUACCCGCGCGACGUGGCCAGGUUCCCCGGCGCCGUCGACGACGCCACGCCGCGGGUGCGCAAAACCAUCACGCUGGACCUCUCCGUGCUUGGCCAGCCCAGCAACCUGCGCAUGCUGAAGCCUCGCGACUGGCAGGCCACCGACCUGUACGUGGCAGCGGGGGACGUGGUCCAGGUUGAUCUCCCGGAGACUCUGUCGCCGCAGCGGGCGGGGCAGAUCGGGAUUCUCGUCGGCGCCCACACCGACAGGCUCUACCCCCACUCGGGCACCGUGCGACGACACAAGCACUUCUGGCGGAUGCCGACGAUCACAGAGGCGUUCAGAGUCAAGCCCGGGCAAAAUCACCUGCGCAGCCAGUACGGAGGGAAACUCAUUUUCACGUUCAAAAACGGGGAAAACUUCAAGGUCGACGCCGUCGUGUCGAACGUCGUGGAAGCGCCAUACUUCCGGCUGGGAAAGACGACUCCUGACGAAUGGGAGAAUCUGAAAAAGCUCGAUGCCCCUCAAGCCCUCUUCGAGAGCAACAGGGUCGUGCUUGUGGUGAGAAGCAAAGUCGUGCACGAGCUGCCUUUCCCUGACCAGCUGAUGCAGCGCUACGAGCAGGUCAUUGACAGCCACAAUGACCUCGCCGGGUUUACCGAAGAUGACCCGCCCCCGAGGGCGAAAUUUUGGCUGGUAAACGAUAUCCAGAUUUCGGCGGGCUCGGCGCACGCGGGCUUCCCGGUGAUGGUCGGCCCCUGCAGGAACCUGGCCUCCCUCCACUCGCCCUACUGCUGGUGCAUCUGGCACGAGCUCGGCCACGACUACCAGCAGGCGCACUACUGGUCGUACGCGUACGGGAGCGAGACUACCGUCAAUCUCUUUUCCCUGCAUGACGAAGAACGGUUUUUCCACAAAGACAAACUGAAGGACAACGGCCUUUAUCGCAAGACUGCCUCGAAAGUCGACGAGGGCAUGACAUUCGGCCACGCCAACUGCUGGCAGAAGCUCGUGUUCCUGAUGGAGAUCAAGUACUACUUCCCAGACGUCGGCUGGGACAUGUACCGCCAGCUGAACCGGACGACGCGGGCGCUGCCGGAGGAGGAGGCCCACCACCUCGCCCACAACCACCAGUCGCAGAUCGACUACCUGUACAAGAACCUGAGCAAGAGCGUGUCCCACGACCUGAUCCUGACGAACGACCGCUGGGGGAUCAAGAUCAGCCAGGAGGCGCAGCAGGAGAUUCAGAGCCUCGGGCUACCCAAGGCGCCGGCCGACCUGUCCAUCAGGGACUAAGGGGCAUCGCGUGGCCUUGGGUUCUUGGCCGGUCUGCGGAAUGUUUGGUUUACGUCAUGAGAUUUUCAUUUGAAGUCUGACCUGUGUCAUUUGCAUUUAUAAUAAGUUAAUCUAAUUCUAAGGAGGUUUUAUAUUGCGUGGCGUUAAGAGAAUCACUACGAUUAUUUUUCUACAUCUUUUCCCUCUGUCGUAUAUGUAAUUCCGUUUCUUGUUGGGCGGGGAAGCUUAUUCAACGCUCAGUUCUCUGUUAGUUGAUGUUUUUCUCUCCCUCCCACCUUCUCUGUUUCUGUUCGUCCGUCUGCCUGUCUGUCCGUCUCUCUCUCUCUCACACAUUCUCUCUCUGUCUCUCUCUCUCUCUCUGACUCCCUCCUCUUGCCAAAAGGAAAAAAAUAGGCCUAUUUGUGCUCCUGCUUAAGUACAAAAAAUAAUUUAUUUUCUACAAAACAAUCGUCUUAUUCACUUCAUACAUCCUUGGUCUCCAUUUCAGCCAUAUUAUUUUUAUAUAGCGUGUGUGAAGUUUGACAUUGACUGGAAAGGGUAAUUAGAGUCUACUGCAUUUAUGUCAGUUUGUGUGAUGCAAUUCGCUCGGGGGAUUUGCCUCGUCACUGACCUCGAAGAAGUAAAUUUCAGCUCCACUUUAUAAUCACAAGUGUCGUCCCAUCAGGGUUUCCUUUCACGUUUUAAUUCUUGUGCUUUUUAUAGAGAUCUCAGAAUAUAAUGUGUUAUUUUGACUUUCAAAUGUAUUGCCAGAAAUAACCGACAAUAAAGAUAAAAGGGUUA
Molecule: messenger RNA, 2582 nt
Organism: Penaeus vannamei (Pacific white shrimp)
Lineage: Eukaryota; Metazoa; Arthropoda; Malacostraca; Decapoda; Penaeidae
Source: RefSeq, a predicted model, not a curated record